Ostertagia ostertagi is the source of this 459-nucleotide messenger RNA. The record is from the annotation of a GenBank genome assembly. NCBI's taxonomy places the organism in Eukaryota, Metazoa, Nematoda, Chromadorea, Rhabditida, Trichostrongylidae.
AUGAAUCAGCUUCAGCAUCAGCAUUAUAUCCGUUCAGGAAUGAAGUAUGAUGGAGACGGAAUUCCAAAAUUCGAUACACCUCUGAACGGUACCGUGUCCGUCAGAGAGAACAUUGCUGAUAACGAAGGAAUGAAAAUCGCAUACAGGGACAAAUGCAGUGGAGAACAAGAGCGAGUCAGGGAAUUCGCAAGUAAUUUCAAACAGCCGGAAGUGACACGUGUUGUGAACACGAAGAUUCCUUCGGCGAUUGCACCCUACCGUAACCAGAGAAGAAAAUUUAUGCAGACAUGGUGCAGCAAGAUGUCGGACUUCACUCUGUACGCACAGGCAAAUGAAGAGCAUUCGCCGGCAGUGUAUCGGGUGGUCACGACUAUGUCAAAUUUUCCACCAUUUGCUGAAGCAUUCUUCUGUUCACAAAAGUCGAAAAUGAUUAAUGAAAUGCAGUGCUCAUUAUGGUAA